ACUAGCUUUUACCGACGGCCGCCGUUCAAGUACGCACCACUUGUGUCUAUCAGUGCAAUAAACAACGGCUAGCACACACGGACUCAGAACAAACCCUUCCCCGAACAAUUACCACAAUAAAACUAAAAUAUCGCAAUUAGCUACAUCUCCACCCGAUCCUAAUGAAGGAUCUCCGGCCUGACUGACUAGGAGAUGGGAAUACUUAACAUAAUAGACCAGACUUUGCUGGUCCAGGCUAUAUUUAGCCGAAAUGCAGAGGAAGUUAAGUUUUUGUUGCACAAGAAUGAAGAAGUCAAUGCACUGGACCAAGAACGCCGUACCCCCUUACAUGCUGCUGCGUGUUUGGGCGACGUUCACAUUAUGGACCUCCUCAUUAAUUCAGGUGCUAGUGUUAAUGCAAAGGAUCAAGGCUGGCUGACACCCCUGCAUCGGGCAGCUGCCUCACGGAAUGAAAAGGCUGUGGGGCUGCUUCUGAAGCAGGAUGCGGAGGUCAAUCUGCGAGAUAAGUUUUGGCAGACGCCGUUGCACGUGGCGGCGGCGAACCGGGCCACACGCUGUGCUGAGGCCCUAAUCCCCAAGCUGAGCAGCCUGAACGUAGCAGACCGCUCCGGCAGGACAGCUCUGCACCAUGCAGCACACAGUGGCCACGUGGAGAUGGUGAAUUUGCUCCUCAACAAAGGGGCGAACUUGAGUGCCAGCGAUAAGAAGGAGAGGCAGCCAAUCCACUGGGCCGCAUACCUCGGGCAUCUGGAGAUCGUGAAGCUACUGGUGUCGCGGAGUGCGGACGCCAUGUGCAGGGACAAGCGAGGUUAUACCCCGCUCCACGCCGCAGCUGCCAGCGGCCAGAUCGAGGUGGUCAAGUACCUGCUGCGGCUGGGGUCAGAGAUUGACGAGCCCAACACUUUUGGGAACACAGCGCUCCACAUGGCGUGCUACACAGGCCAGGAGGCGGUUGCCAACGAGCUGGUGAACCGAGGCGCCAACGUCAACCAGCCAAACCAGCGCGGCUGCACGCCGCUGCACCUGGCCGCUGUCUCCACCAACGGGGCGCUUUGCCUCGAGCUGCUAGUUAACAACGGUGCUGAUGUCAACAUGCAGAGUAAAGAAGGGAAGAGUCCUUUGCACAUGGCCGCUAUUCACGGGCGCUUCACUCGCUCCCAAAUCCUUAUCCAAAACGGUGGGGAGAUCGACUGUGUAGAUAAAUAUGGCAAUACUCCUCUUCACGUUGCUGCUAAGCACGGCCACGAGCUGCUGAUCAGCACCCUGAUGACUAAUGGUGCUGACACAGCCAGGCAAGGGAUUAAUGGGAUGUUUCCAUUGCAUUUGGCUGUGCUCUACGGGUUUUCAGACUGUUGUCGCAAGUUACUCUCCUCAGGUCAGCUGUACAGCAUUGUAUCAUCUCUGAGCAACGAGCACGUGCUGUCAGCCGGGUUUGACAUAAACACCCCAGACAGCUCGGGGAGGACCUGCCUGCACGCUGCUGCCUCUGGAGGAAACGUUGAAUGUCUUAACUUGCUGUUGAGCAGUGGUGCCGACUUGAGUAACAAGGACACAUUGGGAAGAGCUCCUUUGCACUACGCUGCGGCGAAUGGGAGCUACCAGUGCACUGUUUCCCUGGUGAGUGCUGGUGCCGAGGUGAACGAGCUGGACCAGAAGGGCUGCAGCCCCCUGCACUAUGCCGCUGCCUCGCAGACCUUCCGCCGAGUGGACAGACAUUACUCAGUUGGACACCAUAGUGAGGAGAGGGCCAAGGAGGCCUUUUUUUGUUUAGAGUAUCUGCUGGAUAAUGGGGCUGACCCAGCUCUGAGGAACACCAAGGGUUACAGCGCAGUCCACUAUGCAGCAGCCCACGGAAACAAGCAGAACCUGGAGCUGCUCUUGGAGAUGUCUUUCAACUGUCUGGGAGACGUGGAGAGCAGUGUUCCAGUUAGCCCUUUGCACUUAGCCGCGUAUAAUGGUCACUGUGAGGCUUUGGGGGUGUUGUCUGAGACGCUGGUGAGUCUGGAUGUUCGGGACGCGGGGGGGCACACCGCCCUCUACCUGGCAGCGCAGCGGGGACAUGCUCAGUGCGUGGAGGUACUGCUGUCCCACGGGGCCUCCUGCCACCUCAAGGAGCGCCGCCGCAAGUGGACCCCGCUUCAUGUCGCAGCUUCCAACGGCCAAACAGACUGUCUGCUCAUGCUGGUCAACCGAGGAGAGAAGGCUGACGUCAUCGAUAUCGUCGACAUACAGGGACAGACGGCUCUGAUGCUGGCAGCUCUGGGUAGUCACACUGACUGUGUCCACAUCUUGCUGGAGAAGGGAGCCGGGGCUGACACCGCUGACAAGAGAGGCCGCACUGCUCUACACAGAGCUGCGGCGAUGGGCUGUGAGGACUGUGUGUCGGCCCUGCUCGAGCACGGGGCCUCUGCUCUGUGCAGGGAGUCCCGGGGACGCACACCCCUGCACCUGGCCUCCUCCUGCGGCCACAUGGAGCUCCUGCGCAGCCUGCUGCAGGGUGCCACAAGCACCGACCCCCUGGACUCCUUGUUGGACUACAGCGGAUACACCCCCGCCCACUGGGCAGCCUACCACGGGCACGAGGACUGUUUGGAUGUUUUUCUUGACCACAAACCUUUUAGCAUACAGGAAGGAAACCCCUUCACCCCAUUGCACUGUGCUCUAAUAAAUGGCCAUGAUGGUGCUGCUGAACUACUGGUAGAGACCGUUGGAACUCAGAUGGUGAACAUCAGAGAUGCCAAAGGAAGGACCCCGUUGCACGCAGCUGCCUAUUCAGAGAGUGUGGCCGGGCUACAGCUGGCCCUGGUUCAGGGGGCAGAGGUCAAUGCGGUGGACACCACCGGACACUCCGCGUUGAUGGUUGCCGCCAACAACGGACAGACUGCAGCCGUCGAGGUCCUGCUGCACCAGGCCAAGGCAGACCUGACCCUGCUGGAUGUCAACGACAACACCGCCCUUCACCUGGCCUGCAGCAAGGCUCAUGAGAUGUGUGCCCUGUUAAUCCUGGGAGAGAUCAGCGACCCCUCCCUCAUCAAUGCAACAAACGGUGCACUGCAAAUGCCCCUUCAUAUCGCUGCGAGGAAUGGUCUGGCUACGGUGGUGCAGGUGCUGCUCAGCCGGGGGGCAGCUGUGAUGGCUGUUGAUGAGGAGGGCCACACCCCGGCCCUGGCCUGUGCCCCUAACAAGGAUGUGGCGGACUGCCUGGCCCUGAUCCUCUCCACCAUGAAGCCUUUCCCUCCCAAAGACGCCAGCGCCGCCUCCUCCUUUGGCCUCAACCUGCUGAAGCACUGUGGCAUCGCCGCCUGCGGGCCCCUGCCCAACGGCAAUCUGCGCCACACCUACGCCAAGGACCGUCAUGGCACCAUCGGCCUGGACGGCUGCUUCACCGAGUGAGAUGAAACCCCCUCCCAAACCUGCUCCCCCUCAGACCGCCAUACCCUAGGUGCCCCUGUCCCGUUGUAUCUCUAACUAGCCGGAUCACCCCUCUUUAAUCCACUAUGAUCCGGGUUACAACACCCCCCCCCCCCCCCCCCCCCCUUUCUAACACACAACAAGAGCAGGAAUAUACUUAGUUUCACGUGUGUGUGUGUUUGGAUGUGUGUGUGUGUGUGUCUGUCUGUUUGAAGAAAAACGAAAUCCCUAAUGGGUGUAGUCAAACCUAUAUGCAAUUAGUUGCCUCUCUCUGGCAUCAUUUUCAUUGUUUAUUUGUCUGUCGUCACUAGCCUGGGCUUAGGUAAGACACCCUCUGUCCAGUGUCCAGGACAGAGCUCGUCACAGAGUCCCUCUAAAUCCUACCAGCAGUGAUGAUUUUUACCCCUUACGAUAUUAUCAUGGAUGUUUUUGUUGAAUUAACAGAUUCACAAGCAUGUGUGACAAGUUACAGUAUUUUAGUUCUAAAUUAAAUUUACAUUUUUGGUGAAUUUUUGAUAUUGCACUUCAACAACGAAUAAACUAACCUCGCAAAUCCCAGUGAAAGCGAUGACCUAGUAGAAGGAGAACGGUGCCUCCAACUUCUCCUCUGACUUAAACUGGUGCAAUAUGCAGCAUGUGUGGGUAUUUCCCGUGCUGUGCGUCUCUGAAGAGAGAGAGAGAGUUGAAAGCUCUGCACAGAAACCCCAUAGAUUUAAAAAUAAGCGGUUACAAGCUGGUGUCUACUCCCCUAGACAUCCGACAACAAGCACUUCCUAAUGGCUAAGGCCAUCUGAGUGACACCAUCCAACGGGUCCAGACACUGCCUGACUGGGGGUUUCUGCAUUAGCCCCCCUCUCAAGGAGUCCAUACUAAAGGAAGAAGUUGUGAUUCUUGCCUGAACCCCACUACCGCUUGUCACUGUCGUAGGCGUUUCUGGAUAUUUAAACAAUGUUGUGCCUAUGGAACACUGAGAAUUACUGAGAGAUGACCCCACCCCCUCAUCCCCAACUAGUUUAUGCCCUCUGAUCUCCCACCUUAUCCCUGAUUAUUUGAGACUUAAAAAGAGAACAAUUCUAGUGGGACAUUUUUAACUGAUGAAACUCUGUUUUUUUAAAGAAAGAUGGGUUUAGCACACAUACUGAUUGCGGUAUAAGCUAUUGUUGUAUAAACACUUGUUUACACAAUGUAAACCGACGUCACAUUUACUUGUGAAUUGUCAGUCAAAUAUGUUUGCACAACAGAGCCAUGAGAAAAUACGUGUUUUUAAUAUAGCUGCUAAAAUAUUGCUGCCUUUUCCAUGGAUUGUGUUCACGGUUUCCGUCAAUGCGGAUCUACAUGUAAUGUUUAAUUUGACUCUUUACGUUAUUUGGAAUUGGAAGCAAUAUUCAGUCACAGGACAGCCUUCAAACUCUUAUAGCAUUUUUAUUUCCCUGCUGUUUGCUAUAGUGGAAAGGUUCAUGUCAUUUUCCCUUUUUUUAACCUAUUUAUCUAUUCAUGCCAAACAGCCAUACUUGUUUGCUUCUGUCUUCUUUUGCACAUUAGUUGAAUCAAAUUAGUUUUUGUGUUUCACUUGAUUAAGCUAUUUAUGAAGAUUGUUAGUUAUGUUAAUUAGAACAUAAUUCAAAUUAUGUUCACUCUGUUGUAAUUGUUUUCAUGUGGUUGUAGCGAUUUGAAAAAAUUCAGAUGACAAAAUCUAUCAGUAUUUGAUCUUACUCACACUUCCAUAAACUAAUUGGAAUUCAGGAACAUUUCAAAUCCAUGGUGUACUGUAAUAUUAAGCAUUAUCCUAUUUUGUUCAUGUAUUUUCAAUUUUACAUAAAUGUAGUUUGGCUUAGAUUAGUGAAAUUGUGAAAGUAGUGGUAAUGUACCAGUAUCUUUACUCUUCACAACAUAUGGCUAACACUGAAAACUAAAAUAUCUGCAUUCCGUUGCUGUGGUUAUGUAUGGACAGCUACUUUUUUUAAAAGCUUUUUUAAAUGUAUGAUUAUCAGCGUCACAAUGGCUUUUAUAUAUAAGUAACUGCAUCUCGGAAGUUGUUUAAGAAGUGUCUUAGAGGAUUUUAUUUAUUUGAAUUUCAAAGAAUACCAAAAGUGAUUGAUUUCUUUUACACCCAUUUUCAAGUAUGUGUGCUCCCGUUUCUCUUUUGCGUCAACAAGAACACCAUGUAGGCAUGUCUGGUACCAAUACCUCUAUCGUGUGAUACACUGACAACCUCAUCCACCUUUCUCAGUUGAAUAGUUUUUUUUUUUCUCGACAUGCCUCAGUCCUAUCACUUGUGUAACCUAAUGUUACCCCUAGAAUUGUUCUCUUUGAAUGGAAUAUCGAAACCAUUUAGCACAUCUCUUUAGAUGUACAUACUAUUAUUUAUAUAAGAAAAAAACAUUGCAUCAAUUUCUGAAUAAUUUUGCAGACUGAGAUUCAUUGUCAGUUCCUGGUGCAUUCAACCAUAUGGCUGGGAAGGAACUGUUUCAAAAAAGAAUGUAGGAAAAAAAUAGAUAAACAGAGAGAAAAAACAGCUUAUCUGUUCCGUGGCCAGUACUGGUAUUCUACAAGGUAUUUCAUGUCAAAGCGUUUAAGAAAAAAACAAGAUGACGAAGUCUAUCCCUUACAUGUAGGAAUAGCAAAUGCCAAAACCAGUGUCGUCGUUGUUCCUCACAUUUAUACUAAUAUGCUGAAAAAAAUGAUUGUAUUAAGCUACCUGAACUUUUUGUGGCAUUUUACAUAAGCCCUUUUAUAUGAUGUCAGAGAAGGUUUAGUUCAAUGACGUGAGAUCACAUCGAAUAGUAAGCCAUUAAAUAAUGUUCUUAUUAUGUUCAAGGGUGACUUGCUAUGUUAGAAUUUUUGGGGUUGGUUGAAAUAUGAACUUCUCACAACUAGGUCCCAUCCAUUGUUUAUCUUAUAUUGUGUGACAUUUCAUUGACCAUAGAUUUGGUUUAGCCUGUGGUUUUGUUAGGCUGGUUAGAUACGACAUUGAAAACAAAAAUCCCCUUUUGGAACACGUUUCAUGUGGGACUGAACACCUAAUUGUUCAAUUAGGGGUUCAAGAAAGCGUAAGUCAAGAAAGCAUAAGUCGAGUGUGUGGAGGUUAGAAGCCUAAAAAGGAUUACAUUCAUGAUAUACCGCCAAGACCCUUUUUUAUGUUUUUAUUUCCUCCCUCCCUAUUUAACCAUUCCGUUUACACUGUGGACAAGGAUUACCCUAGUAUUGUGUUUUUAGGGCAAUAGAACAAUGGAAAGCAUUUUUCGAUUUUCAGUAAUGCAACAACAAACAACUCUAUUUUCACUCAGUCCUGACCCAAAGCACUUAUUUCAAGAAUAAGCACUUUUGUAUAUUUAAUAUCUCUAUAUGUAUGUGUGUGUUUACAUAGGUUACCUAUGUAGAUAUGAACUUAUAUUUAGGGAAGACAAUACCUUCAAUGGAGAGAUGAGAGUAGAUGAACUGGUGACUGAUCUUCACGAUCAUGUGUGAUGUGUGGGUGCUUGUAUGAGAGAGACGGUUUAAUUGGAGGGUUAUGGUUCUCUUUGGGAUCAGCAUAAGGGAGCAGUGAAGAGUUGAGGGUCACCCCUUGGUGUGCAAAGGUACGCAGCCCAAAAUACAUUUCAAACGGAAAGUAUACUUGCACUGCCUUUCAAAAAAAAAAAAAGCAGGGGAUGAAACUCAAGAACAUGUUUGAUUAAGUGCAGAAAUGUAAGAUAUUACGUACAUUUGCAGACAUCUCCACUGAGCCAUAUUAGUCAAUUGCUGAUUUUUUUUAUUUUUAUGUAUGUCUAAAUUAAAGCAGGGGUUUUGGUUGUUGAAUAACUGACAUUUUUUCUGCACUGUUUAACUAGGAAAAAAGUAAUAGAAAUGAUGGGGACAAUAAUGAAAAAUGAACUAAAGCAACAUCUUUACCUCUGCCUUCUCCUCGUGCAUCGAUGCAGAAGGAUUGUGUUUUAUCUUGAGCCAUUGAAGGGUAUUAUUGCAUUCAGCGGAUGGGUUAGUCUAUUGCCUAACAAUGUGGUGCAUACAGUGCCUUCAGAAAGUAUUUAUGCCCUUGACCUAUUCCACAUUUUGGUGUUAAAUUUUGAAUUCAGGCUGUAUUAAAUAUUACUUUUUUCUCACCAAUCUACACAUAAUGCCCCAUAAUGACAAAGUGAAAACAUUUUUAUUGACAUUUUUGCAAAUGUAUUGAAAAUAAAAUGAAGAAAUACCUAAUUUGCUUAAGUAUUCACAUACCUGACUCAAUACUUUGUUUGAAGCACCUUUGGCAGCGAUUACAGCUGUGAGCCUCGAAGAGCUUUGCACACCGAGAUUGUGCAAAAUUUGCCCAUUUUUAAUAUUUUCUAAAAUUCUUAAAGCUCUUUCAAAUUGGUUGUUGAUCAUUGCUAGACAACAAUUUUCACGUCUUGCCAUAGAUUUUCAAGCCAAAUCAAGUCAACUGUAACACUCAGGAAAACUCACUGUAUUCCUGGUAAACAACUCCAGUGUGGAUUUGGCCUCGUGUUUUAAGUAAUUGUCCUGCUGAAAAGUGAAUUAAUCUCCCAGUGUCUGGUGGACAGCAGAUGGAACCAGGUUUUGCUCUAGGAUUUUGUCUGUGCUUUGCUCCAAUCCAUUUAUUGUGUUUAUCCUAAAACUCUCCAGUUCUUUUUUUAACCCAUAUUUUAUUAGGUAAGUUGACUGAGAACACAUUCUCAUUUACAGCAAUGACCUGGGGAAUAGUUACAGGGGAGAGGAAUGAGCCAAUUGUAAGCUGUGGCUGAUUAGAGGGCCAUGAUGGUAUGAAGGCCAGAUUGGGAAUUUAGCCAGGACACCAGGGUUAAUACCCCUACUCUUACGAUAAGUGCCAUGGGAUCUUUAGUGACAACAGAGAGUCAUGUCCCAUCCGAAAUACGGCACCCUACACAGCGCAAUGUCCCCAAUCACUGCCCUGGGGCAUUGGGAUAUUUUAUUUAGAUCAGAGGAAAGGGUGCCUCCUACUGGCCUUCCAACACCAUUUCCAGCAGCAUCUGGUCUCUCUACCAGGACCAACCCUGCUUAUCUUCAGAAGCAAGCCAGCAGUGAGAUGCAGGGUGUUAUGCUGCUGGCUUACAAGCAUACCCAUAACAUGAUGCAGCCACCACUAUGCUUGGAAAUAUGGAGAGUGGUAUUCAGUAAUGUGUUGUGUUAGAUUUGCCCCAAACAUAGCACUUUGUAUUCAGGACAAAAUGUGAUUCUCUUUUUUUUUUUGCUUUCUGAAGGCACUGCCUUAUGUCUAUCAGUACAAACCUCACUCCAAUAUAAUCAUUGUGACUCUUGUAGUCACGGGAUUAUUUUAUUUCCUCUCAAGUUUUAUUUUGUCAACAGUUGGCACAGGAGCAAUCACUCCUGUUAAUCAUGUACUCGCCAUUUUUUCUAUCAAGAUUGCCUUACAAUACCUCUCAAAUUAUGAAUCGUUGUUUUGUUACUCCAUUUUUUUCUGAUUUGCAUUUGGGAAUGUGUCCCUUUUUGUCUUACAUCAAUACCAUAUCAAAACAGUCGUCCUUAAAAACACCCCAUGCUGUUACCUAGACCCACAAGUGCCGUAGAAAUCCCUGUUUGUCUGCCUAUGGAAAAAGGAAGUGUCUAUGCAGAUUAAAAAAGUAAAGGUCAAGUUUGACAAAUGACAAUAAUACCUUACAAUGGCUGAAAUUGCAAAAAUUGACAACUUUCUCAGUGCUUCAGAUUGUAGGAAUAAGUGAUAUGGGAGCUUUGGGCAAGGGGAGGAAUGAAAUGCAUAGCAUUAGGUCAUUGUAAUUUGCAUGAUGCAAGACUGAUCAAGUCCAUUUUAUUUGAGCGUGAUCGAAAACAAUAUGGCAGAGUGGCUAGUAGACAGUAAAAUUGCACAAAAGUAGUUGAGUCAGAAUACUGUAAACUGAGUUACAUGUUAAGUUGGGGGAAUAACUAUUGAAAGGAAGCAUAUUCAACAUCUUUGUUUCCUUCCAUUUUUCUUUUGAGAAAAAUUCAGGGUACUUGAUUUUGGGCAACUUGUAAAAUGUUGCCAUCAGAUAUGUGAGUGGAAAAAAAGACUAAGUAGGGUCAUGUUGAAAUUGGAGAAUAGGAAAAACUUUUACUUUUGACACUAUUGUCCUUCAAGUGAGAAAGCAUUCAUCUGAGAACGAACACUUAUGUCAUGCUGAUUUUAAAUAACCUCCUAAAUUAGGUGUGGAAGGGAUAAAGUUAGAAACAAAGAGGCUGUUGGUUUCUUUUGGUUAUGCCAGUGAUCCCCAUGGUGAUGCUGUCCAUAGCGUAUUCCUCUGGGAUAUCUGCCAAUGACUGUACCUCGAGGACAUCGGUGUCCUUCAUUACUUGAAAACUCAUUGGAUGAAGGCAAUAGCUAGGCAGUUACCAUUGUGUUUUUCUUUUAUUUCCAUUUAAAAUAUUAUUUCGAAUCAUGAGUACACAAACGUUUUCUCUUCUCGAAGCAUAAUUAAACUGCUGAAUUAGAUCUUUAUUUGUCAUCGGUGUACUGUUAUCAAAGAGUUCUUCAAAGUGGCUACAAUUCACAAAAAAAGUGAAUAAAUUAACAUGUAAGAUGCGGUAAGUUAUAUUUAAGUGGAUUUUAACAAGAAGUUAAGUAAUCUCAUGUUAUAGUCCGUCAUAAAUUUACAUUUGAUCACCAAAACAAACACCUCUUGAUAUGGAUGGAAUUAUGUCUUAAGUAUAGAUCCAUGAGUGAAGCUCAAUAUUAAAGGGAUACUUCGGGGUUUUGGCAAUGAGGACCAAUGAGACCCAUAGAUUUCCAGUCAUUGUGCUAACGCUAGUUAGCAACUUCCUUCAAACUGUACGCAGACACAUAAAAAUGUUAUCCACGAGUUCAUCUGACUGGAGAAGUAGAUAAAGGGCCUCAAAUCCCGAAGUAUCCCUUUAAGUUCUUCCAUGAUUCUAACUGCUGCAUGUCUGUCCUAUGUCUAUGUACACAACAUAUUUAUUUGAGAUGUUCAGAUUCUUUGAUUGUAUAUUAUGUUUAUGCUUUCAUUGUUAAUUUGUCAUUGUUGUACAACUACACAAGGUGGAAAAGAUUUCCAUGCUUAUUCAAUCAUAACUUCCAAAUGCUUGUUAAAAUGGAUUAAAACUGUUGGUCCCACUUCAAAAAUAAGGUCUUGAAAUGUAGCAGUAAGAAGUGUAAUUUUGCAGAAUUUGGCACGUGUCUAACAUUAUUAUUGAGAGACAAUUGACAUUUGUUCCAUUUUAAUGUGGGAUUGCCCAUACCCCUGUAUAUCGCGGCACAUAUACUUUAGGUCAUGGAGAAAAUAAAUAAAAACAAACACAAUAAACUGGUUAUAGAAUUUAACAAUUAUAUAUUGACUCCAGACUUCUGGCCUUUUCUUUUUACAGAGGCCGUAAUUUUUUUGUUAGCACGCAUGUAGCUAGUGCUCUUUUCUGCAUUAUAGUCCUCAUAGGUGGUGUGGCCUGUUGUACUGUCCAAAGUUUGUUUGGUCCUGAAUUAACCAGUGGGAACUGGUUGAAUACGUUUGUCUCUCUUGUGCCUCUGUAGUUAAGGCUUAGCAACAUAUACCUAUGAUCAAAACAAAGCAUACUGAUCCUUGGAUUCACUUUAUUCAACCCAGUAGUUGGCUGCUUUGAAAAACUUCAGGGACAAAAUGUCGACACACCAAUUGCUUUUAUUUUGUCCGUUUUCUCUUCCUCUUUAAGGGCAGUUACUGAGUUGACCUCUCACUCCAAAAAUACUAUCUAAGAGUAACGUUACUCUUUAAAGGGAUGCAAUGUUUUUGUCUUAGUGGAGAGUAAUGUCGACACUUUCUAUUGUGUGACUUCAUGUAUUACUUGAUUAGCCAUAAUCAGACAUCGAACAGCUUACCUCAAGAUGUUAUAUCUCGCAAUGAUUUUUAUCCAAGCCAGUGCAUUUUGUUAAUGUAUUGAACCUCAUUGGAGAGUAAAUGUUAUCUGAAACAUAUUAUGCAACAUGAAAACAUUUAACUUUUUUCUCUUUGUUUUGAUGGUUCCUUCAUGACUUGACUGCUUCUUGACAACUACCCAUAGGAUGGACAAUGCAAAUAGGUGAAUAAGGAUAUUAAAUCAUGAUAUUUACAUUAAAGGAAUGCCUUAGUAGGCAAAAGAGAUGUCUCAGAACGGAACUGGUUUUAGAUCCAUCAUAAAGUACCUUAUUUAUGAGAGUUGUGUGCAUUCUUAUACUGUAUGUCACAUGGCUGCUCAAAAUUAUGGGGUUGGAAUCUAUUUUGAUGUCGUAGAAAAUUGAAGCUGGUUAAAGAAUAUUAUUUGAACUUGUAAACGGCAAAACUCAGAUCCUCUAUUACUGUCAAUACAAUCCUGACUGACACUUUGUCCUGAUACAAACAGGUAUACUAAACUGUGACAUUAGAAAACAAUUGAGCAAAUAGUGAAGUCUGAUUUUUAUAUUUUAUGCAUCAAGAAAUUGGUCUUCCAUUCAUGCCAACUGAAAGCCUUAUUGUUGAUAAAAGUUGAGGUCGCACAACUACUCACAAUCACAGACGGGGUGAAGUUAGUGAGCCAUUGUUCAUUCAUAAUACAAAACAUGAUGCUAUGCUAUAGUGCUUCCCAAUCUCAUCAUCCAUGUGGUCCACUGUGGCUUGAAUCCUGGAGAAAUUGUUAAUUGGCUGGAUACAUUUUUCAAAGCACAAAUCCAAAGAAACACUCGUGCUGUUGUCAUAAAUCCAAACACCUGGAUGUACAACUUGACUAGUUUAUUUAGCUCUUGUUUGAUUCUUGCCUUAGUCUUGCUUGGCUUGCCAUAUUUUUCAAUGAACAGCCUUUCUUAAGGGACCUGAAAAACCACACAGUGAAAUAGUUUUGGAUCACUGUAGUGAUAAUACUGAAGUUGUAGUGUGAAUUCAUAACAAAAGCAAUAUUGGCAAGUGCACUUUGUUGGAUGUUCUAAGCACAUCACUAAAAAUGCACUGCAGACAGUAGUGUGUAGAGAUUGUUGAUUUACUUACUCAACUAAAUGGUAUUGAAAUCAACAUGGUGAAUUAUUAUAAAGCUGAGAGAGAGAUUUAAUAUUUGACAUUUGUAGUACCAUUUUAGCAGUGUAUAUGUUGAUUUGAUCGGGAUGUAGUUUUAGUUGGUGUCUGUACAACCCCUUCUAACCGUAUUUCAAGUAUUUGAAGGCAAAAAAGAACACACUUAAGAUAAUCAAAACUUAAAAGUUGUAGCUUAAACAUUUAAUAGCUAGUUUGUAUGCAACCCCUUUAUUUGGGCAUCUAUGUUUGUGUUUUAUAGAAAUUGUUCUCUGUAUUGCGAUAUGUUCUAAGUAUAAUAUAUGUCAUCUUCAUGGUAACAUCAAGGCACUGGGUUUGGUUUGAGUUGGUGGUAGAAGAUUGUAAUUUGUGGACAAGAAAGACAAUGGAUUGCUAUGCCAUAGAACUUAAGGAUGUAGCGAUUACUUUUAUAGGACAGUGAGUAGGCAUAGAGUUCUGUGUUUGUGUGAUGAUUUGGGCAGUUAGAUGUCAUGUCUUCAUUAGUGAGUAUGUUGUCAAGAAUGUGAGUGUGAGAUGGCAAUAUGAACUGCUAUCAGGAAAAGGGCAAAGAAAAAGUGUCUUUGUUGAUGGCUAUUGUACUACUUUACACACUUUCCUGGUUUACAAAUACCGUAAAGAAUAUUGUUAUUUUGUUUCUAAUUGGUAACACGAAGUACAUUCCCUUUGAAACACAAGUGAUGUUUGUAAGAUUCUGGUGCUAUGGUCUAAUAGUUUUUGGUUUGAGUCCAUAAAUGUGAUUAUUUUAAUUUGAGCAUAUUUGAAGAUUAUAAUAUGUAAGGUUAGGCCUACUGGUUUCUGGUACAGUAUUCUACGUAGUAUGUGUGGUAGCCUAAUAUGCAUUAACUGACCCUUUGAAUAAAAUGUAAAACUCUAGUGUAAUUGAAAGCUUGAGGUUGGUGGUUGGCCGUGUCCUUUGCCUUAGCAGCCCUCCUUUUUUAUUUUGGUUCUGGAUAUAUUAAGCUCUUAUUCAGGAGGGCAGAGGCAUCUUGUUUUGAUUCAGUCAUUGGACAUUGCUUUGUAUGAGGUGGGGAUUUGUUUACUCCAUAGACCAGCCAGGCAAAAUAUAACAGGCCAUGUCUACGGGCUAUGACCUUGAAUUAUUAUGUGCUUUGAUUGGCUAGCAGUGUCCUGUCCACAUUGCUUCUGCUAGAAUUUCAUUGGCUCCUUGUUUCGCUGCAAUUCUUUUCACCAUCUCGGAAGUUGCGGGUUAAAGUUAUGAAUUGGUCAAGAAUUUCAUGUCAGGGACAAGUCGUUAAAAAAAAUUGCAUAUCUGGUUGUGGUCCUUAGAAUGGAUAGGAUAUGCCAAGCCAAUGUUUAGGACAGCAUGUUAACCUCUCAUGUGACUUCAGUGUGAACUGUAGGUGAUCAUGAAAGUGUUUAUUGUGCUUCAUUUAGGCCUAAUUAUAAAUUCAGGUGGUGCAAUGUGAGCAAGUGAAAAUGCAUAAAAUGCUUUUUCAGGCCUUUUAUCAACUUUUCACUCUUUUCUCUUGCACCUUAGGCUCUGUUUUGAAGUAAAUUACGGCUACUGCUGCCUGGUGGAGAGUUUGAGCAUGCCUGCAUUCAGUAUUGUAUAUUUUCUAGAGCCUUCAGUUGCUUACAGCAACAACAAAAAAAUUCUUAUAGGUUUUACUAGCAUGACAUUCAUUGUGCGAUAUUAAAAUCAUAUUACCUCAGAAAAUAUAUAAAUUACAAUUAAGGAAUUGAAAUAGGGUAAAACGGUCUCUCAUCCAAAAUGGAAUCUCAUUGGCAAGAUACAAAGUCCAUGCUAUUAUGAAAGUAAAGAUUACUUUUGCUACUAAUGUAAUUGCUAUGAUCAUGUUUUGCCUACCUCCUUGAUGCACAACUCAUCUUUGUCUUCUUAGCUCAUAACCACCUAUACUUGUGUCUCAAAAAUAUGAACGCAUAUUAAUCACUUUUAAUCUAAAAGACAAAUCAAAUGUGAUUUUGUGUGUGUGUACGAGCAUGUAAAAUGAAAGGAAAAAUAAUAUAUCACAACAGCCACUGGAAUGUCAAGCCAAACUGUAUUAUGAUCAGAAUGAAAUCUCUUUAAGGUCUGUUGUAGCAUACACGUGAACCUCGUCUGUGGUACAUGUUUGCUAUCCUUCAGAUACUUGUCGCAACAAGGUACUUUAUGAUUGCUUUUAUUUAACCCCUUGAAAGUAUCCUUUAACCACCAGUAAUCAUCCGGGUUUUUACUGUACGUUUGUAAGUUGAGCCAUAUGUCUAAACAUCAAGUUUACAGUUGCAACUGUGUGAAACUACGAGAGAUUGGGAGAAUGUGUGUGCAUCUAACUUCAUUACAAAAGCAACAAAUAACUAAGGCUCUUACUGAAGUCUGAUUAUGAAUGUGGUGUUUACGUGUGAAGGUAAAUGUUAUCGUAUCCAGCCUUAAGCAUUCAAAAUAAAAUAAAUGAAUCAUUUGUCAUACUACCCCCCCCCCCCCCCCCCCCCCCCCAGACCUUUGAGAUUUUGACUGAAGCAGAGGAAUGUGCGAUGCAGCAUUAGGGGUUAAGAGAUGCCCUAAAAGAGACAUACAACCCCUCCCUCCCACUCCUGAACAAAUAUCCAACUGUCAUGAUAAUGCAAUCCUUGAAAGCACUUUGCCUUGGUAUAUCAUUAAGUGUGCUAGUGAAUGGUUAUUUGUUACAAAAAAUUUACAUGCAUAAUGAUUUGAGUGAAUCAAACAACGUAAUCUGCAUUGACCUUUGACAUUACAGGAGAGACUUAACAAACCAAGGCAUUGAAACCUUAUCAAUUUUAUACAAUGUAUGCCGCAGCCUAUGAGUCUUGUCAUUUAGUGUUGUGGCUUAGGAUUGGUUGUUUAAAUAAAGUGCUAUUGCUUAAUAUCUA
Molecule: messenger RNA, 15236 nt
Organism: Oncorhynchus kisutch (coho salmon)
Lineage: Eukaryota; Metazoa; Chordata; Actinopteri; Salmoniformes; Salmonidae
Product: serine/threonine-protein phosphatase 6 regulatory ankyrin repeat subunit C
Exons: 28
Coding region: 193-3393 (1066 amino acids)
Molecular function (GO): protein binding
Source: RefSeq, a predicted model, not a curated record